Molecule: messenger RNA, 1636 nt
Organism: Topomyia yanbarensis
Lineage: Eukaryota; Metazoa; Arthropoda; Insecta; Diptera; Culicidae
Product: splicing factor 3A subunit 3-like
Exons: 3
Coding region: 101-1555 (484 amino acids)
Biological process (GO): mRNA splicing, via spliceosome
Cellular component (GO): nucleus; spliceosomal complex
Molecular function (GO): zinc ion binding; RNA binding
Source: RefSeq, a predicted model, not a curated record
CAUCAUUUCGAUUCGAACUGUCAAAACGUUUGCAACGCGUCUGGCAUCGUUCCGUGUUUGUUGUUUUUCUCCACAAAUUUAAUAUAUUUUCCCGUAAAAUAUGGAAACAAUUUUCGAAAUCCAACGCCGCCUGCACGAGGAAUGCGACCGGCUGGUGAUGUCAAUGUCGGAGGAGCUUCAAACGCCGAAAAAGACGACCAAGGAAAAGGUACUGGCGGAUCAUCGAAUCAAAAUUUACCUGGAACGGUAUCAGAGCUGCAGCCGGUCACUGCUCGAACUGUACCAGGACAAGGACGGCGAACGGAAGCAGGAGAUUACGAACAUGAGCGUGAACGAGUUUAAGGAGUUUUACAGUCAGUUCAACUCGCUGGUAGAGUUUCACCAGAACCAUGGGAAUAAUGUGGCCGUUCCGGCUUCGAUCGAGUUCGCUAAGCUGCGAGAGCAGUUGAAUGAUCCGGGGUAUCUGGCGGAGAUGGUCAAGUUUAGCGAUGUGGAGAACUACGGACAGUAUCUGGAUCUUCACGAGUGCUACGACAAUUACAUCAAUCUGAAGGGUAUCGAUAAGCUGGAUUACAUUACGUAUCUGUCGGAGUUUAAUAGGUUUUCUGAAGUACCGAAAAAGCAGAAAAAUUUAAAGUAUAAAAAAUAUCUGGAACUGUUACAUGAUUAUCUGUACGGGUUCAUCACCAGAAGUAGGCCGUUGUUUUUCGAGCUGGAGCAUACGGUAAAGAGGAACGAGCUGCAGUUUGCGGAUCUGUGGAAGAACGGCGAAGCACCCGGUUGGGAACGGGGCAAGGAUAUAGAGGAUGAUGCUAUGAUUAAUCUUAACGAAUUUUUCAAGUGGGAGGAUUUGACCUAUCUAGGGUUGGAUCGGUUGAAAAUGGCUCUGCAGGCAAUUGGCAUGAAAUGUGGCGGAACGCUGGAGGAACGAGCCCAGCGCCUUUUCGCAUGCAAAGAGGACAAAAACAAGGAAAACGAACGUAAACGGUUGAUGUACAACCAAAAGGACAGGGACAUUGCUUUGUUGGAAUACAAGAUCACCAAACUGGCCGAACUGGUUGAUGAUCAGAUAUACGAGACGAAGAUUAAUCUGCAGCGAAAACAGGCCCGCUAUAUGGUGGAUGAAAGUGAAGAUGACAGUAUGGACGAGAUUGAAUCGGACGACGAUGAUGGUAUUCCGUACAAUCCGAAGAAUCUUCCACUUGGUUACGAUGGUAAACCAAUUCCCUACUGGUUGUACAAGCUGCACCAGUUGCACUUUACCUACGAGUGUGAAAUUUGUGGCAAUUAUAAGUAUAACGGACCGAAGGCCUUCCAGAAUCACUUUUCCGAGUGGCGACACGCACACGGAAUGCGUUGCUUGGGAAUCCCGAAUACGGCUCACUUUGCCAAUAUAACGAAGAUCGAAGAUGCGCUCGUCCUGUGGGAUAAGGUUAAGGAGCAAACAUUCUCCAAAAUGUGGGUCCCAGCGAACGAGGAGGAAUUUGAGGACUCACGGGGCAACAUUCUCAGCAAGAAGGUGUAUCUUGAUCUGCAGAAGCAGGGUCUGCUUUAAGAAGAUUUGAUUCAACUAAAAACUAUUCUAUAGAUUGUGCAUUUCUACUAUUGGCGGAGCAAAUAAAGUGGUUUAAAUUUA